AUGCCUCGUGGUGCAUCUGAGAUUCUGAACAAAUUUUGCUCUUUUCGGCUCGAGUGGGGUGACGAUAUGGCGCUGCCAACGCUACGGAAGCCAGUGUCAAUCUCGAGGCCGAAGCGAGGUAGGCAUGGCGUGUUUGCCGGUUUGGGGGAGGAUGAGCCCAGCCUUGAGGAGUUUAAGCCGAGUCUCUUCUCAGAAGCCUCUACUUGGUCGCAAGCCAGCUGGACAUCGGCCCUGUCGUCACAACCACGGAACAUGGGCCCGUUUGACCCUGAAGAGACAGCGGACAUGGAGCUGGCGCCCAGGGGUUGGGCAAGGCAAAUACGGCCCGUUGACCAUCGGACCACCGAUGUGAAGCGCCUCCGCCCCGACGAGGCGGAACUUGCAGAGGCAAAGCGAGCCCUACGCGGCGUGAGACCUGGCGAUUGGAACUCCGAAGCGUUUGCACAUUACAAGAAGAAACUUACGAAGGAGGGACGAUGGCUUGCGCUGCCUGGUCUUGUGGAUAUGGUUCGUCGGACAUCGGACGAAGCAUUGAAGGCAGGAGGCUAUUGCCUUCCAAAGAACAAGACUGCGCAGGUGAGGCUGCCACAGAAGCCCAGUGUGCAGUGGGUGAGCAUGGAGAGCUGCACAGAGCCAGAUCCAUGCCAAGGAGUUGUACCUCCACCGUUGGUAGUCUCUCACAAGACGCCGCUGGAGGCUGCAGGCGUUUUGGGCAAGCACUUUGAGGGCCAUCCAUUGAUCGUCACCUUCGAGGCCACGGAGUUUGACACCGGAGCGGAAUCGGAAAUGAAGAAGGGACAAAUCUUGGAGGGCGAGGCGAGGGGGCUCGCACAACAUGAGAUGUUCAAUUGCACAAACUUGGUCUUUUCCAGCCGUGCGGCUACCUUGCUUUGCGCGAAGGCGCGCCAGUCGCCACAAGAGCGGCUAAAUGCAUGGCACGACCCCGGGGUCAUUGUGGCCGACAAUGUGGUGCUCUUUCGGGGGCCAGCUGAAGAUGGCUACCCUUUUCUAUCACAGGAGGAGCAGUUGAAUCUUCGGGUUCUUGUCGCAGGGCGGGCAUUGAAGCGCCCCUGGCUGCACAAGGGCGAACAGUUCUUGAACCAAGACGACUUCCUGGCUUUUUCACACCGCUUGAACCUCAUGACUUACAAAGCCCUUGAGCUUCAAGAACCAGAUGGACCAGCUCCCAUUUUGGUCCUUGCUGCUUGCGGUCUCGCGGAUGCCGAACAUCGGCAGCCACGGGGUGGCAUUGGUCAGGCGCUCAAAACCUGGCGUACCAUGUGGUCGGGCUUCUUCGAGGCGGUUGUUGUUGCUUGUGGCGACAGUGAAACUGCCGCCAUCAUCGACCGGGCGGUCAACACAGAUGUAUACAUGAAGGUUCUACAGAACCAACCAGUGGCUCCAAGUGCCUCCCAAUGGCACUGGAAGCCCGCAGUAAUGCAGCUUUCUUACAAUCCUGUGUUUUCUUGCAUCGCUCGAAAAAUGGAGAACAUCAGAGAGGCGCCUGUGUCGAGCUCUUCAACUCUUCGGGCAGACCAGCCCCGCAAGAGCGGGCGCCGUGCAAGUGGAGCAGGAAUAAUGUUCCUCCAGGAGGCCAUGUCAGAGCAGCAACGGCCAGCCGGUGCUAUUCUGCAACAUGCCCCGAGCCGACUCUCUUUGGUGGACCUGGAUUCGAGAACAGAGAAUGGAGAGCCCUCUGCAUCGCAAUCCCGAGCAUUCGGUAGAUCAGCAACAUCGGCUACUGGCGCCUUGGGCGCCGAACUGUCUCGAGAUCACUCGAUGGUGACAAGGGAUGAGUCAGUGGUGACCAGACAGGGCUCAAUGCUGAUGACCUCUGCAAUGACCACUGGUGGCAGGCCCUCUCAAAGGAGGGCAUCGAUGGCCGUUGGCAAGGACGGGCAAGUCGAAGAUAGUCGUGCGCUCAUGGACCGACUUGCAAAGCUCCGAAUGGAGGGGACGGAUCAUGAGCAGCAGCUGAAAGACGAAGAGGACCGCCGAAAUCAGCAGAAGAUGGCCGAGAUUCUUGCAAAAGCCUGGGGCGUUGGUGGCAAGCGCAUUUCUGGCAUGGUCUCCAAGGUUGAGAAGGAUGACAAGGGAAAGAGCAAGAAGCUCGGUGGACUCUUCGGGAGCAAGGAGGCCGAACGAGAAGAGCAAGAGCAGAAGAAGGCAAAGCUUGAGACUAUGACCCUGGACAAGAAGAGACAGAUUGAUUCCAAUGCAGCUAUACUUGGGUGUCCUCAGGACCUCAAGAACUAUAUAUUCAAGCAGAUCGAGCGAGAGAUCAAAAUGAACAACCAGGCGAAGGCAAAGCUGACCGAGUUCAUAUCCUCUCCAAUCAUCAGUAGCUUCGUUGGCCACAGACUGAUGAAAGGAGCUGUGCCGCCUGCUAGUGACAGGAAGCCGACGGCACCACUGAAGCUGCCUCAGCGCUGA
This is a messenger RNA of Durusdinium trenchii, 2433 nucleotides long. The record is from the annotation of a GenBank genome assembly. Lineage: Eukaryota; Dinophyceae; Suessiales; Symbiodiniaceae.